This is a messenger RNA of Closterium sp. NIES-65, 1200 nucleotides long. Lineage: Eukaryota; Viridiplantae; Streptophyta; Zygnematophyceae; Desmidiales; Closteriaceae. The record is from the annotation of a GenBank genome assembly.
AUGCCCGUCUUGUUCCUUCAUCCUCCCUCGCCGCCUCCCUUCCCUUCAGUCCUCGCGGAAGCCGCCGGCAAGACCCGGUCGCAGGCGACAACAGGCGAGGCGAGGGGCAAGGGUGCUAGGGCCAAGGCAGGGGAGGCGAGGGACAAGGCUGUUCCAACCAACAAGCGGGCGGACAGCUCCGGUGCGAGCGGAUCAACUCCGUCUGGAAAGAAACCUGCCCGCUCGCAGCAGGCGGCAGUGCAGGCGGCUGGCAGCAAGCGGCAGGGGCAGCAGCAGACGAUGGGCGUGAAGCAGCACAAGUCGUUUGAUGGUCACAUGGCGGCGAACGGAACUCGUGUGGCGGGAGGGAAGGGGCACGUGCAUGGCACGAGGCACGUGAAUGGCACGAGGCUGAAGCGCGGUGCUGCAGCUGGUGGUGGUGGUGGUGGUGGUGGGAUGCACAAGGUUGGUGGCGGUGCUGGUGGCUGGCGUGGCGGGCGAGGAGGCAGCGUGAUUGGUGUGGUGGGCGCGCGGAUGAGUGGCGAGCAGAUGGUGGGGUCAGCAGGCAUGGCCAAUGCCACGGGCCGCCUGGAGCUGAAGCUUGUCAAGUCAGUGCCGCUCCACGCUCCUUCUCUCCUCUUUCUCUUUUGCACCGCCAUGGCUCUGCUUCUCCUUUCACUUGCUUAUGAGCCCUCCUCUCUCUGCUCUUGCAACGCCUUCCUCUGCUGUCCACACUCCAUCUCAGCCCUCCUGGUUUGGCCCUUCCUCCUCUCCUCACACCAACUCCUUCUCCGCCUUACCCUCCCCUUCCUCCUGACGGCCACUGGCAUGGACGUGCACUACUCGCUCUCCCUCGCGCACCUCUCCUCGCCCUCCCCUCCCACCGCCGCCUCCAUCCACGCAGGCCGCGCCGCCUCCGCCUCUGCCCUGCUGCUGCUCGCCUUCCCCGCCUCCGCCUGGACCAACACCACCCGCCCCUUCCAUCGCGCCUCCAACGCCACCGCUGCUGCCCCCCCUGCGGCUGCGCGCUUCAGCUACGGCGCCAGGGGCGUGUGGGGCAACGCGUCGUCCCUCUCCGCCGCUGCGGGCGGCUCUGUGGCUGCGGCUGUGAGCACCAUUCUCGCUGCCCCCGCCUCCUUCCACGCUCUCAUCGCCACCUCCGCGUUCCCCCAGGGGGCUGUGCGCGGCCAGAUGGCCAACAUGACCCGCGGAGGGAAGUAG